This is a messenger RNA of Trichoderma asperellum CBS 433.97, 1780 nucleotides long. RefSeq lists its product as uncharacterized. NCBI's taxonomy places the organism in Eukaryota, Fungi, Ascomycota, Sordariomycetes, Hypocreales, Hypocreaceae. The record is from RefSeq and is a predicted model, not a curated record.
AUGGCCUUCAAAAGUGAUGAAAAGGUCAGCCUGAAAUGCAAGUCAACGAUGCAAACUUCCAUACUUGUCAACCCGUCAACCCGUCCAUUUUUUCUCAUAUCUCUGAUGGAUUGCGUUCUGCGUCAACAGCACGAUGGUACGACGGAAGCUGCCCCACCAGGGUACAUGGUUGCUGACGAUAUAAAUGACAACGAAGGAGACAGAGGCAGAUUAUUUGCGUGCCCUGAGAUUGGCUGUGAUGGGUUCACCUUCGACACCAUCAAUGAGUGCCACAUCCACUUAAAAGAUUGGCAUAAUCCCCCAUAUUCUUGCUCAGAGUGUGAAGCGAGUUUCGCAGCAAUGCCGGCGCUCAAAAGGCAUUUUAAAAAUACCGGCCAUUAUAAUUGGAUCUGCCAGGAGGAAUUGUGCGAAAUGAAAGGCAUCUUAUUUGCGAAUCGAUCUGAGUUUGUCGCUCAUGCCUUGCGCGCCGGCGGCCAUGACCGCUUAUUUCCAACCGAAGGGCUCAAUAGCCCUGUGUCACCAAAAAGACUCAACUAUGCUGAGGUAAUACAUUGUGAAGAUACUACUUCUGAGUCUUCGGAGGAAGAGGCGUAUCAAUGUCCCGAGCCAUCCUGCCGGAGGUACCAACAGCUUUUUCACUCUGAGAACGAAUUCAGCAGACAUGAAGAGUCGCACGCGCACGUCAACGCUGUCAAGUAUUCAGAGGAUCUUCGAGAAUCUGGAAAAUCUACGGAGGAUAUUACGGCAGAACAAGAAGCAGCGAGAGAGUUUCGGUGUACCACCCAGGGCUGUUCGUCAUUUGGAGAAAAGCUGAAGACGAGCCAAAGUUUUUAUCGACAUGUCCACACAGCAAAGCAUGUGUACCCAUUUCUCAGUUCAGUAUCUGAUCCAACAUCACCGACAGCGGAAAUUCGACAACAUUUUCAUCAGCUUAAUCUUGCAUGCGACGAACCUGAGUGCCCGAGGUAUGAGCACCGUUUCGCAAACUAUGUGAACUUGACGAAGCAUAAGCAGUCAGUUCCUCAUCUGAAGGCUGUUUCAUAUGGCCAAUCGAAGAAAAAUGCAGCUCAUUCUGAUAAUAUAGCUACCCAUAUCUUGGAGGAAUCACAAUCUGCGGUCACAGCAGCGGUUCCUUCAACGCCAGUGAGAUGGAGUUCCUAUUCUUUUGCACCGAUUACUCCUACAACAAAUACGACUACACGAAUUGCCGAGUUGCCGGAUGCGGUAACUCCUACUAGGCGUUCGAUUCGGAAUAUUUCUCCAUUGACGCCACCGCCGCCAUCCACAUCAUCAUCAUCAUCAUCAUCAUCAUCAUCAUCAUCAUCAUCAUCAUGGAGGGAAGAGAGCUUAAUGAAGAAGAACGGAGAGCUCGAAAAUGAAGUCCAGCAUCUGAAAAACAAAAUUGAAAGGUUGAGAACAGCUUACAAGGAGCAAAUAAGCUCUCUUUUCCAAGCGUUAGGAGAAAAGCAAGCUCGAGAAUUGUAGGGCUUUGGUGUCUCUUGCAUAUACGAGGAUCAGUCUGGUAGAGUGGAUUAUUGAACGAGCUGUUACCAUUUGAGCGAACGAUUGUGCUGGCUGACAGAAAGAUGAAAUAAGCAUUGCUGACUGGUGGAUUUUAUACACAGCAGUUCUGAAUUAGGCCAAGAAUGACACUAUGCGGCUGAUGAAUGUAGGUAUGGAACUGGUGGCUGAGCAUGGACUUAGUGUUUACGAACAGAGAUUGAUGAGUCUUCAAUAGCAAUUGCUAGCUACGUGUUUUGAGCCGGCUAGUAGAUCAAAU